Messenger RNA from Sceloporus undulatus (fence lizard), 3693 nucleotides. RefSeq names its product casein kinase 1 gamma 2 (gene CSNK1G2). The record is from RefSeq and is a predicted model, not a curated record. NCBI's taxonomy places the organism in Eukaryota, Metazoa, Chordata, Lepidosauria, Squamata, Phrynosomatidae. Gene Ontology annotation, molecular function: ATP binding; protein serine/threonine kinase activity. Gene Ontology annotation, cellular component: cytoplasm; nucleus; plasma membrane. Gene Ontology annotation, biological process: endocytosis; peptidyl-serine phosphorylation; signal transduction.
CGGGAGGCCCAGACAUAGAGAGGCGGCGAGCGUCGCUCUUACGCUGACGGAGCGGAGGCUGCGAUUCGCGGAGCGGGUUGCGCCGGCGGCGUGACGUCAGCGCCAUAGGGCGCCGUAGGGCGCUACGCCGUUUGCGUAGCUCCCCCUCCUUCCCUCCCUCCAUCUCCCUGCCUGGGAGGAAGGAGAGAGAAAAGAGGUUUAAAGAGACAACAGCAAAUGGAGGAAGUUUGGGGGCCAAGGAUGGAGGGACCCCCAUUUUGAGGAGCCCAGCGCUAUUCCUCAGUUUGGAAGUGACAACGGUCCACCGUGGGACAGGGUCUUCUCUCUGCCAUGAUGACGUCUCCAUCGUGUGACCGGUUGGAUGUCCCGACUGGAGUCCCAGCAGAUGCAGCGCGAGGGCUACCGUUCCACUAGCCUGGCUCAUGCGGGUGGAGACUCACCCCGUAUUCGCGAUGGUUUAUUGACGCCCGGGAUGGUUUAUUAACCGAGACGAUUCCUGCUUUGGGGUCUCCUCCUUGGUUCUUUUCCUCCCCUGCCCCCUAAUCCUCCCCCGCCCUCCCCAGGACCCUUCGCCCCGCCCCUUCCCUCCCCAGCCAAACGUUUCAUCCGUCUUGGGAUUUGCAUGGCAGCGGCGUAACCGUGGAGAGGCCGGGGUAUCACAAACUUAUGGAUUUUGAUAAGAGAGGAGGGAAAGGGGACAACGAGGAAGGCCGAAGGAUGUCUAAAACGGGCGGGGGACGGAGCACGCACGGGGGACGGACGGCAGGGACCAACUCAGGAGUCUUAAUGGUCGGACCCAACUUCCGAGUCGGGAAGAAGAUCGGGUGCGGGAACUUCGGGGAGCUUCGGCUAGGGAAGAACCUCUACACGAACGAAUACGUAGCAAUCAAGUUGGAACCUAUCAAAUCCAGAGCGCCUCAGCUGCACUUGGAGUACCGAUUCUACAAACAGCUUGGCAAUGCAGAAGGGAUUCCUCAGGUGUAUUACUUUGGCCCGUGUGGGAAGUACAAUGCCAUGGUCUUGGAGCUGCUGGGCCCCAGCUUGGAAGACCUCUUCGACCUCUGCGACCGGACGUUCACGCUCAAGACAGUCCUCAUGAUCGCCAUCCAACUGAUCACGCGGAUGGAGUACGUUCACACCAAAAGCCUGAUCUACCGCGACGUCAAGCCAGAGAACUUCCUGGUGGGGCGGCCCGGGAGCAAGCGCCAACACACCAUCCACAUCAUCGACUUCGGCCUGGCCAAAGAGUACAUCGACCCAGAGACCAAAAAACACAUCCCAUACCGAGAGCACAAGAGCCUGACGGGGACAGCGCGGUACAUGAGCAUCAACACGCACCUGGGGAAAGAACAAAGCCGCAGAGAUGACCUGGAAGCACUCGGUCACAUGUUCAUGUACUUCCUCCGGGGGAGCUUGCCCUGGCAAGGUCUCAAGGCGGAUACGCUGAAGGAGCGGUAUCAGAAAAUUGGGGACACCAAAAGGGCAACGCCAGUCGAAGUGCUGUGUGAAAACUUCCCCGAGGAGAUGGCGACGUACCUCCGUUACGUGCGGCGUCUGGACUUCUUUGAGAAGCCAGACUACGACUAUCUGAGGAAACUCUUCACCGACCUGUUUGACCGGAAUGGCUUCAUCUUCGAUUACGAAUACGACUGGGCCGGAAAGCCCUUACCAACCCCCAUUGGCACAAUCCAGAGCGACGUACAAGUCCAGGCUCCGAACCGGGAGAAAGCACAGCAGUACAUCAAACAGCAGCAAUCACCCGAGGGGACGGAGUUAUGGGACCCCCAGCCUGGCCAGCAGCCGGCUGAGGAAGCUCUGGGGACUCACCUGGCAACCAGCCGGCUUGGGGGUUCUGUCCAGGUCAUGAGUUCUACCAACGGGGAGCUGAACACGGACGACCCCACUGCCGGCCACUCCAACGCCCCCAUCACCGCCCCUGCCGAAGUCGAGGUGGCAGACGACACAAAGUGCUGCUGUUUCUUCAAGAGGAGGAAGAGGAAAACCAGCCAGCGCCACAAGUGAAAUGAAACUCCCCGGCAGCUGUCACGAACAGCCAGGAUCCAGUCGGGACUGCGUUAUUGUUUUCCCCUUUUACUUCCUGGCUGUGGAUAAUGGAUUUUGACUCCUCGACUGGAUGGGGAAAAGAGGCUUUUCCACCGGCUCCCUGGCAGCCCCCUUUUUCCUGGAGGGUAGAGGUCAAAGCUGCUUUGACUCGGUCGACAGACUCACCCGGACGGCGGCUUUUUCUCUGCCCUUCCUCUUGAGAGACGUAAAUGGGGUUGGGGGGUGCAUGGGUUGCCACUGGGGGGGACAUACUCUGGACUUCUUGCGGAAGGUGCCCAUGUCCUUGUGGUCACCCGGUCUGGAGCAGGGAGGGAAGCAUUAACUAUUUAUGCAGCAGUUCUCCCCGACAUGUAAGUCUCCUCUUCCUCCUCCUCUUCUCCAUUUCGUUUCGGUGAAUAGUUUCCGGAAGAAAAACAGAAAACUGGGAAUCAAGUUUACGCAUUUACAGAAGAAGCAAAGGUGAUGAUUCUAAGUGCGGCGGCUGCAAAAGAUCCCCCCCCCCCCCCCCGACACAUUUCUGUUUGUCUCUUUAAGUUAAUUUUAAUAUUGCAGCUUAGCCCUUGUGCCUAAACAGUUGGGUAGUCUCUUCUUUUCUUUUGGUUUUUUUGGGUCUCCUUUCCUCCUUUUUUUGUAGCAAUGGCAAACAUCUUGGCUUUAUUAUUAUUAUUAUUUUUCUCCUAAAAGAAUGCACCUGUGGGUCCCCUCUUGUUGGUUCCUCCUAAACCACUCUCCCCUGCCAAAUUGUGUAUGGCACCUGGUUUUUGGGAGGCAACAGUCAGAAAGUCCAGUUGGAGACAAAGGUGGCGGGGGAACGCGUGUGUGUAUGUAUGUAUGUCCGUGGGGUGGGGUGGGGUUUGGCUCAUUUACACCCUCCCGGCCCCCAAUUUCUCAAUGCACUUUUUGUAGCAAUACACGCAGCAUCUGUGUCUUGAAAUCAUCCGGUUUUAGAUUGUGUGUGUGUAUGUAUAAUGAGUAAAAUAAGACCUACUUCCAGGGAGGGGUGGGUGGGAUUGAAGGGGAGGGGGAUGAAAAUUCUCGGAUCUCAGGAACGGCUGCCAGCCAAAACAUUACCCCAAAAGCCAACUUCCACUGUUGAGGCCACUGCAACUUGGGGUGUGUGUUUGUGUGCCUGCCACAACCAAAGUGAAACCUCACAGCUAUCUGAUGAUGCCCAAGAGCAAUGCGGGACGUCGAUGGUAACUUUGGGGGACAACCCAAUGGUUUUCAACCCCUUCCCAAGCCAAUUUCCUUACAGUGUUCAACUGAAACAAACUGGGAGCAAGGAAGGCAUGAGCCUCUAUUGAGGGGAGACAAGCCCCCCCGAAAACCCUUCCAACCUCCAGGAGGCAACAACCUUCAGUGGAAACUGGCGUUAAGAAUGGAAAUGUGGGGGGAGAGUUUAGGUAAAAGUCUUAAUAAUAAUAUGGUAGAACAGACUCACUGCCUGUUCCUCACUUUCUGCCUCGGCGGGAGAAGAAGCAGGGUCACCCCUCAUUGUGGGUGAAAUGUGUAGGUGAACAUUUCUGGCCUAGUGUGGUGUUGUUUUUUUAAACCACCACCUCUAAAACAAAAAAAGUGCAGGAAAAUGGGUGUCAACCACCUUAACUCACGUUUUGAGGUCCAUCCCGU